Molecule: messenger RNA, 792 nt
Organism: Kwoniella mangroviensis CBS 8507
Lineage: Eukaryota; Fungi; Basidiomycota; Tremellomycetes; Tremellales; Cryptococcaceae
Exons: 4
Coding region: 1-792 (263 amino acids)
Source: RefSeq, a predicted model, not a curated record
AUGCCAGAAUUGGUAGAACAUCCCUGUAGCUUCACUGGAUGUACCUCCACUGUUCUCGGGUGGGAAGCGAAAUGUCAAUUCUGCAACGUUGUUCUGUGUGAUGUACACGACAAUGAGAAUAAUCAUGAAUGUUGUCGAUUAGCAAGAUUAGAACAUGAUGAGAGAAACGAAGCAAUGUAUAAGGUCAAGCAGGCUACGAGAGAAAAGAAUCUCAACCAUAUCCUCGAACAGAUCAAAACCCAUCAGGCAGCUUUGGAGAAAGAAAUCAGCACCAUCCGACCAGGACAUACUUGCUCGCUCAUCAUACCUCAACUUGAAGACCUGAUAAAAUCCAAAUGGUAUGCUGGUUUCAACGUACAUUUCCUCAUCACCUUCGAAGAUGAUGUCGAUUGGCUUCUUCGAGUCAGACAACCCUAUGGCCCUUCACCCCCUCAAGAGAUCUCAGAUAUAGUCAUGACGAUUGAAGUCACCACCCUCAACUUUCUCAAAGCUAACGGUGUUUCGGUGCCCGGUGCUUGGCUGCCCAAGCAUCUUGAAGACGUGAAUUGUAACACUUCUGCACGACUACCGUUCGAUUACUUCAUUUACGAAUUCGUAGAGGGUAAACCUCUCAAGAUCAACAAAAAUCUUUACAAGCCUAUCGAAUUACCUCCCAACGAGUUACGAAAGUUUGUGGAGGAAUAUGCUAAGAUCCAAAUCCAACUUUUUCCAACAUACCUCUUGAACACACCGAAAUUGGAUCUUUAUCCACGGCUACCGGUCACACCAAAGACGUUCGAGUCGGUCCAAUAA